AUGGAUAUGCAUCAUAACCUUCUGCAAUCAGAGGUUUUAUCGUUUUUCUCUCCUGUCAAAACUGAUGUGGAUUCACUGGCUGACCAUCCAGUCGCACCGAAGUGUGAUAUAUUCGAACCUGCUGCACCCAAAAGCAAAACAAUUACAGUCAAGUGUGAAAAGCUGGAAAACGAUCAGAUCAGACCANCAGAUAUAACAGCCAAGCUAGAUAGAAUGGCCCAAAAAUUAGGUUUUCAAGUUCCGACAAAAAGCGGUGGCACUGAACACAAUACAAGUUCAGACUGUGAAGAUAUACAGUUCGACGAGGUAGAAUUGGCUGAUGUCCAAACACCUCCAGAACCGGCCCCCUCAAAGCCACAAUGUGAUGCACCGACACAGCCACCCAAGGCAUCUGCUCCUAAGAGGUCGAUUUUUGCAAGCCUGAUGAAGCGGCUGUCUUCGCGUCCAAAAAAUUCCAGUUUAAGUGCAAGAAGCAGUUCCGGUGAUAGACAUGGCAAUCGAUCCCGUACCACCCAUGAAGAUUCGAACACCACUGGAAUCCGCCGCUGGUUUACAAAGCGACUGUGGCGGCAAAAGACACCGGAUCGUAAGGAGGAUACCCCGAGCUAUGUGAGCGUUUCGGUCGCCGCUUUCGGCUAUUCUGGCUACGGGCGUACUUCUUUAUCCUCGGGUAAUUUAAACCACACACGAACAGAGAAAUUGAAGAGCCUUCCAAUCCCCGAUCGGUCCGCUCUCAAUUCCUCUGCUAAGGCUGAUGUCCCCGAUGCGAAACCGGCCACUGACCUCCCCACCAGUCAGUCAUCACGUAAGACAGACGGAUCUCAAAGGAGUCCCCUGCACGUGGACAUUACGGAUUCAACAAACGGCGAGAUUCUACAAAAUGGACAUGUGGGCAAUGGCACAGUUAAACCGUCACCAAACGAGGAUCAACACUCUUCGGAGAAGAAACUGACUGAAACACCAGGAAUACCAAGUCGACCUACUUCCAGGCCCCUUUCACAGUCUCCCUGUCCGUCUUCCAUUGGGGAUAAUUCGGAAUCGGCACCAGGCACUGUUCGUCUACGUCGUACACGGACACGUAGUCAAACAGGCAACUCGGACGACCAAGAGCAUUGGCAUCGCUCGUCACUCAUCAUGCUUGCUGUGGCACAUGCUAGUCCACGAGGUCGCCUUGCCACUUCGGCUGCCAGCCCGGAUUCCAGUGUAGUUUUUCAUCACGGCGAUGGUGAGGAUGCGACAUCGGACUACAUUCCAGGUUAG
Messenger RNA from Echinostoma caproni, 1260 nucleotides. The record is from the annotation of a GenBank genome assembly. Lineage: Eukaryota; Metazoa; Platyhelminthes; Trematoda; Plagiorchiida; Echinostomatidae.